AUGCCGAUGCUUCUCGAAGGGUCCUGCCAUUGCCGCGCGAUCAAGUACACCGUCGAGUCGAACACUCCCGUGCCGUACCAGCUCUGCCAAUGCAGCAUUUGCCGCAAGACCGGCGGAUACACGGGAACAGUGAACAUUAUGGGUAACAACCCGACGCUGAAGAUCAUUCGCGGCAAGGACAAGAUGAAAGAGUACUCGGCCCCACUCGCCUUUGACGCCCAGGACCGCGUGACCAAGAGGUGUAAUUCUGUGCGCACGUUCUGCACCGACUGCAGCAGCAUGCUCUGGAACUGGGACUCUGAGUGGCCCGACUGGAUCUACCCGUACGCGUCGUCCAUCGACACAGACCUGCCCCCGCCGCCCAAGGGUGUCGAGUGUAUCUCGGUCCUGCGCGACUCUUGUCCCGAGUAUGUCCCCAUUCCAGUGGGGUUCACGGCAUACGAUGGCUAUGGACCUGGACUCAGCAUUGAGGACUGGCACAAGAAGAACGGCUGCUGGAUUGACUAA
Apiotrichum porosum is the source of this 507-nucleotide messenger RNA. RefSeq lists its product as uncharacterized. Gene Ontology annotation, molecular function: carbon-sulfur lyase activity. Lineage: Eukaryota; Fungi; Basidiomycota; Tremellomycetes; Trichosporonales; Trichosporonaceae. The record is from RefSeq and is a predicted model, not a curated record. The transcript has 7 exons. Bases 1 to 507 code for a protein of 168 amino acids.